Molecule: messenger RNA, 3415 nt
Organism: Salarias fasciatus (jewelled blenny)
Lineage: Eukaryota; Metazoa; Chordata; Actinopteri; Blenniiformes; Blenniidae
Product: NACHT, LRR and PYD domains-containing protein 12-like
Exons: 8
Molecular function (GO): protein binding
Source: RefSeq, a predicted model, not a curated record
CAGCAGCUUCUAGAAGAACAUAAGGAGAGUCUGAGGAGGAGAUUUGAACGUGUGACUGAAGGAAGUGAUGGACCAGGAGGAGGAAGCCUCCUCAACAGGAUCUACACUGAGCUCCACAUCACGGAACCUCAGCUGAUGCAGUAUCAAUGUCGGAGAAAAGAAACCCUCUAUCACACUGCCAUCAGGGUUCAGGACAUCUUCAAAGCCUCGGCCCAGCAGCUCAGACACAUCCGAGUGGUUCUGACCAGCGGCGUGACCGGCAGUGGAAAAACGUUCUCGGUGCACAAGUUCAGUCUGGACUGGGCCGAGGGCCUGGAGAACCAGGAUGUCAGUGUUCUGGUUGUGCUCCCCUUCAGGGAGCUGAACCUGCUGGGAGAGCGGCCGUACAGUCUCCUCUCGCUGCUCCGUGUUUUCCAUCCCACGCUCCAAAGGGUGACGGCAGAGGAGCUGGCUGUCUGCAAGCUGCUGUUCAUCUUGGACGGCCUGGAUGAAAGCAGACUUUCUCUGGACUUCAGCAGCACCCAGUGGCUGUUUGGUGUCUCCCAGCAGUCUUCAGUUAGCCUGCUGCUCACUAACCUCAUCCGGGGGAAUCUGCUGCCCUCGUCUCGGAUCUGGAUCACUUCCCGACCGGCGGCGGUCCAUCAGAUCCCUCCAACAUGUGUGGACAGACUGACAGAAGUGCGAGGCUUCACUGACGCCCAGAAGGAGGAGUACUUCAGGAGGAGGCUGAGUGAUGAGGAGCUGAGCAGCAGAAUCAUCUCCCACAUCCAGACAUCCAGGAGCCUCCACAUCAUGUGUGGAAUCCCAGUCUUCUGCUGGAUCACUGCUACAGUUCUGGAGCACAUGUUGAGCACCGAGCAGAGAGGAGAGCUGCCCCAGACCCUGACUGACAUGUACUCCCACUUUGUGCUGGUUCAGACACACAGGAAGAAGCUCAAGUACCACGAAGGACCUGAGACGGGUCCACAGGAGCUGACGGAGGCUGACAGGGAGCUUCUUCUGAAGCUGGGCAGGAUGGCCUUGGAACAUCUGGACAAAGAAAACAUGGUGUUCUACCAACAAGACCUGGAGCAGUGUCGUCUGGAUGUGACUGAGGCCUCACUGUUCUCUGGAAUCUGGACUCAGAUAUUCAAAAGAAAGUCUGUGAUCUUCCAGAAAGCCGUCUACAGCUUCAUUCAUCUGACUGUUCAGGAGUUUCUGGCUGCAGUCUUCAUGUUCCACUGUUUCACCAGCGGGAAGACAGAAGUACUGAAGACUUUCUUCAGAGAGGGGGUUGAUGGUGAAGAUGAUGAUAAUGAUGCUUUCCGAUCUCUGGACAAAUUCUUGAAGAAGGUCCUUCAGAAAUCCCUCAGAAGUCAGAACGGCCACCUGGACCUGUUUGUCCGCUUCCUUCAUGGCCUCUCUCUGAAAUCCAACCAGAGACUCUUAGAAGGUCUGCUGGGUCGGACAGAGAUCAGUCCAGAAACCAUCCAGAGAGUCAUCCAGAACCUGAAGGAGAUCAACAGUGAUCAAAUGUCUCCUGACAGACGCAUCAACAUCUUCCACUGUCUGACGGAGAUGAAGGACCUCUCAGUACAUCAGGACAUCCAAGAGUUCCUGAAGUCAAAGAACAGAUCAGAGAAGGAACUCUCUGAGAUCCACUGCUCAGCUCUGGCCUACAUGCUGCAGAUGUCAGACCAGGUCCUGGAGGAGUUGGACCUGAACAAGUACAACACAUCAUGGGAGGGACGACGCAGACUGAUCCCAGCUGUGAGGAACUGCAGGACGUUUCGAUUUAGAAUUGAUUGGGAAAGCUGUGGUUCUGACUUUCGCCUCCCUGAUGAUGAGUAUGAGGUGAUCUUCUCAGCCCUGAAGUCUGACCCCUCCCAUCUGGAACAUCUGGACCUGAGUUACAGCAGACUGGAGGAUUCAGCAGUGAAGAUUCUGUGUGCUGGACUGGAGAGUCCAAACUGCAAACUGGAGACUCUGAGGUUGAGGAACUGCAGCAUGUCAGAGAUCAGCUGUUCUUCUGUGGUCUCAGCUCUGAAGUCCAACCUCUCCCUCCUGAAACAUCUGGAGCAUCUGGAACUGAGUGGGAACCCUCUGCAGGAUUCAGGAGUUUCUCAGCUGUGUGGUUUUCUGCAGAGUCCACUCUGUCGUCUGCAGACUCUGAGUUUGAUCAGCUGCCGCUUGUCAGAGAUGAGAUGUUCUUCUGUGGUCUCAGCUCUGAAGUCCAACCCCUCCCUCCUGAAACAUCUGAGACAUCUGGACCUGAGCGGGAACCCUCUGCAGGGUUCAGCAGUUGAGCAGCUGUGUGGUUUUCUGGAGAGUCCACUCUGUUGUCUGCAGACUCUGAGGUUGGACAACUGUCUGAUGUCGGAGAGCAGCUGUUUUUCUGUGGCCUCAGCUCUGAAGUCCAACCCCUCCCUCCAGAAACAUCUGAAACACCUGGACCUGUUCAACAAUGAUCUGCAGGAUUCAGCAGUUGAGCAGCUGUGUGGUUUUCUGCAGAGUCCACUCUGUGUUCUGCAGAAUCUGAGGUUGAGUCGCUGCAGGAUGUCAGAGAUCAGCUGUUCUUCUGUGGCCUCAGCUCUGAAGUCCAACCCCUCCCUCCUGAAACAUCUGGAAAUUCUGGACCUGAGUUGGAGCCGUAUGCGGGGUUCAGGAAUUGAGCAGCUGUGUGGUUUUCUGGAGAAUCCACUCUGUCGUCUGCAGACUCUGAGGUUGUGGGGCUGCGGUUUGUCAAAGAUCUGCUGUUCUUCUCUGGCCUCAGCUCUGAAGUCCAACCCCUCCCACCUGAAGGUGCUCCUACUGGAUUUGAACCAUCUGCAGGCUCCAGAUGUGCAGCAGCUGGUUGAUCUAGAGCAGAGUCCAGACUGCAGCCUGCAGGGUCUGGGGUGGAAGGGCUGAGAGCAGAGCUUCAUCCAGCAGUGAGUGACAGAGGAACCAGCAGAAGAUCUGCAGUGUGAAGAGCUGUGAGAGUCCAGCAUCGAACCAGGGUUCCUCUGGAUGUGACUCAGAAUCAUCAGUGUGUGGACUGUUUCUCCUCCUCUUUUUUUCCCCACAUUAGUUUUCCUGUAAUUAUUUGAAGCAGGUUUGAAGUCUUACGGUCCAGCUCCAGUUGUUUUUGUUUUUCCUUCGCUUUUCGUCUGCUGCUGAUUGUGACUCACUGGUUAACAGGAGAAUUUCAAACUGGCCUCCAGGUUAAAAAUGUAGCAGACCUGUUCCAGACAAAGACAGAUGGAGUUUCACACCAUGAAUCACUUUAGAAAAAUGACAGACUUCAGAGCUUUUUGACCAAAUCAAAUGAUUCCUGGAUUCCAUCAGUGUCUACAUAUCCAGGUCUGGAUUCAAGAAGUCUGGUCUGCUCUAGAGAACCUGCCUGGGAUUGGAAAAUGUUUUGUUUUUUGCAGAAUGAAAAUAAAGUUGAUGAACA